GAGUCGUUGAAAGUAUAGACGAGUGCUAGGAACAAAGCUAACAAGUUCAUAAGGAUUCAUUUGUGUUCAAGUGUUCGUUGGUUACGCGUAUUUCAGAAUUAAAUACUGUGAGCAUGGAUUACCCGACGAAGGAAAAGCUGCAGCUGGCCGAACACUCAGUUACUCCCGCCCCAGGAUCCUCAGAGGCGUCAGCAGAGAAACCCGAAGAAGCAAAUAGCUGCUGUUUCUGCUGCAGUUAUCGGGCGGGCAGCAUCAGCAUCGCCAUCUUCUACCUGGUGGUGCACUUAAGUUUCUUAGGCCUUGCAAUCACUGUCUUCUGCAGUGUGGGUGUGAGAAACAUUGGAGCCUCUGGAUUUGUCACACUUAGUAUGAUGAUAAUCUCAAUAGUCUUUAUCUCCUUGAUGUUAUACGGUGCCGUAAAGCGCCGUCACCACUACCUCCUAGCCUGGGCUGUGUGGGAGUUCUUAAGCAUCGGCCUCGGAUCGGCGGCUGUGGUCAUCAGUCUCUUCGGUUUUGGCGCCAUUGGACUCGUGGGCUUCAUUGCCAUUGGUCUCCGAAUCUUCUUCCUUAACGUCGUUCUGCAGUACCGUGGCCAGCUGAUGGCCCAGCCUCCGAAGUCAGAGGGCAACGCCCAGACCUAAUUUACGAAGAUGCAGCCUCCUUUUCCUCCCACACUGGGCUUCAGGAAAUUUGUGAAACCUCUAGUGUUUCAUUAUACAUAUAUAUGUAUGUGUG
Messenger RNA from Penaeus indicus, 735 nucleotides. RefSeq names its product lysosomal-associated transmembrane protein 4B-like. The transcript is spliced from 6 exons. The coding region runs from base 114 to 641 and encodes 175 amino acids. Lineage: Eukaryota; Metazoa; Arthropoda; Malacostraca; Decapoda; Penaeidae. The record is from RefSeq and is a predicted model, not a curated record.